UAAAUAAUACUCCCUAGUUAUGCUUUACUGUUCUCGGUUUAUGUAUUCCCACAUCGGAUAAAAAUAAAAAUUAUUGUUUUAUGCAUUUUCUUCUACCUUCUUUUUCUCGUUCCCAUCUCUCUUCUUGUAAUUUUGUGGAAUCUUACGACAAUCAAACCCAGGCAAAGCCAUCCUCAAAAAGCCCCCAAAUUUCAAUCUUUUGAGCCUUUUAAGUUUACCCUUUUACCCACGUCUCCAAAUCAAUUUGUUAAAAAAUUGGCCAACUUUGACAUUUUUCUAUGUAAAGUUGCAAUCCAUUGUAUGUAGAUUCGUAUAAGCAGGCCACAUGUUUACCAAUGAUCAAAGGCAGGCAGAAAGAACUGGAAAAUAUGGAACUUCAAGGCUUCAAUAUCUUCAGGAACUGGUGAGUCAGUUUCAGAACACAACUGAUGAAGAAACAAAGGAGAAGAUUGCUGCAAACUUGGCAAACUUUGCUUAUGACUCAUAUAAUUAUUCAUUUUUGCGCCAGCUCAAUGUGUUGGAACUCUUCCUAGAUUGCAUAACAGAAUCAAAUGAGAAACUCAUGGAAUUUGGUGUCGGAGGUGUCUGCAAUUCUUGUGUAGAUCCAGCAAAUGCUGCUAUUAUUACUCAGUGUGGUGGAAUCCCUCUUGUCAUUCAGUGUUUAUCAAGCCCAGUAAGAAACACAGUGAAUUAUGCUCUGGGGGCCCUUUAUUAUCUUUGUAACAAGUCUAACAGGGAGGAGAUUCUGAAGCCUGAAGUGGUUGAUGUCAUUGAGAGGUAUGCUGCAGCUCAAACUAUAAAUGUAAGCUUCAGUAAUCUGGCCAAAGCAUUUCUGGACAAGCAUGUCUCUAAGGAGAAGUAAGGUCACAGCUGCAGAACUUGCAGAAGAUGGAUAUUGGUGCACUGGUUUAUAGGGAAAGAGGCAUGCAACUUGAAGUUAUGCCGUAACUGCAAAACAUGGCAAAAUUAGUUGUUUAGGCCUUGGCUUAAGUUCCAAGUAGCAACAGCAGGAGGCUGUCUAACAAUGUAUCUAUUUAGUGUAGCGUUUCUGGGAUUGCUUAUCAGCUUUUAGUUGAGACAUCCAAAGACUUGAUUAGUAAGGCUUUUUAGCUUGAAUACCACACACACAAAAAGCCUUGCUUCAAGACUAGAACCAAACAAAGAAUUAUUCGACUUUUAGAAAUGACUCAUUAAUAUUGACCUUUGUAUUAUUUGUUAAAAAGGUGCCACAAUUACAAGAUUUUGUGAAAUUUGAUUUAAG
Molecule: messenger RNA, 1261 nt
Organism: Durio zibethinus
Lineage: Eukaryota; Viridiplantae; Streptophyta; Magnoliopsida; Malvales; Malvaceae
Product: ARM repeat superfamily protein
Molecular function (GO): protein binding
Source: RefSeq, a predicted model, not a curated record